AUGGUCCCCAACAAUGUUUACUAUUACAAUGCUUACUGUUUUAAGGUUAGAAGAAUCCAGCUGCCGCCUUUGGGUGUGCUUGCGGAUCCUAUGCAAGCUCCUGCGAGGGCAUUCGAUUCUUCACAAGAAUUGUUUUGGACGGGGGACGAAUUGGGACGCGUCAAGAGUUUCUAUGCCCUCGAUGGACAACGAUAUACAUCCUAUAAGGCUGGCCAAGAUCCGAUCCGUCAAUUUCUAUUUCAUGAUAGAGGGGUUAUUUCCGUAGGCGGCAGAAGCGUCCAUAUGGCGUCAAGGAGGGGUUUAUACAUAUGGCAUAUCACUCACGAAGACAUGAAAGAUUUGCGAUGCAUGAGUUAUACUUCGAGGGGAACUUCAGAAAUACUCGUUGCGGGGCUGCAGAAUCAGAUGUUUGUUAUUGAUGUGGACAAAGGAAUUAUUACAAAACAGAUACGUACGAGCGAUCACUUCAAGAUUAUGAAGAGGAGCCGCUAUAUUUGUGCGGCCACACCGACUGGAUCGGUUACCAUACUUGAUUCUUUGAACUUCACUGUGGUCAAGAUUUGGCAAGCUCAUACAGCCCUCAUCAACGAUAUGGAUGCGCAAAGUGACUAUGUAGUCACUUGUGGCUAUUCGUUAUCACUUCAAGGAUCAUACAGACUUGAUACUUUUGUUCUGGUUCUUAAUCUCAGGACAUUGACCACUCUAGCUCCAAUUCCAUUUCCUCCGGGGGCAGCAUUCGUCAGAAUGCAUCCACGAAUGCUGACCACCAGCUAUAUUGUUUCGCAACAGGGUCAAAUUCACAUAUGUGACUUGAUCAAUCCGAAUUCAAGCAAUGUGAGGCAAGCAAAUGUUUUGUCCACGUUAAGAUCUCUAGAGAUCGCUUCUUCAGGGGAAGCUAUUGCUUUGUCAGAUAUGGAAAACAGCAUACAUAUAUGGGGCUCGCCUGGUAGAAUUCGAUUUGCCGAGUUCAGCAACCCUGUCGAGUUUGCGGACUCGGAUGAGAAAUCCGUUCGUACAAACUGGACCGAUGAUACUCCGUUGAGUACAGUUGGCAUGCCGUAUUAUCGAGAAACUCUUCUAUCUGCUUGGCCGAGUCAUAUGGUUUUCGAAGUCGGUGCUCCGCCUGUAAAGGUCGAUCCAAGUUCUAUUUCGUCCCCAAAAGCUUUAGACUGGUAUAUAUGUGGCCACAACACAAGGAGGGAGGUCAGAAGGAAUCAGAUAGAGAACACGAGAAUUACCGGGAAAACGCCAGCGAGUAUACAAGCGCCGAAAUUUUUGAGUGAGAAGGCUAGAGAAGCCGUGAAUGAUGCGACGCCUGAACGUGGUAUGAAUGAUAUCGCCGAUACCAUAGGGAACAAAGAGCUCCCUACUUUGCAAGCAGGCACCAAUGCUUUAUAUAUGAAUGUGGAGAUCAAGUAUAGCAAAUUUGGAGUUGAUGAUUUUGAUUUUGGAUUUUAUAAUAAGACAUCAUAUUCAGGGCUCGAGACUCAUAUCUCGAAUUCAUACGCGAAUGCUCUGCUGCAAGUGAUGAGAUUUACGACCCUCAUCAGGAAUUUGGCAUUACAACACACUGCAACAAACUGUGUUAAUGAUAUGUGUUUAUUAUGCGAGAUGGGAUUCUUGUUUGAUAUGCUUGAGAAGGCAGCGGGGACCGUAUGUCAAGCAACAAACCUGCUGAAGACUUUCAGCCAUCAUCCGGAAGCUAAGCACUUGGGUUUACUGGAGGAAGAAUCACGUGGGGUUCCACUCUCAAAUAUGCUCCAAUCAAUGAAUCGAUUUUUCCUCGAAAGAAUCCCGAAUGAAUAUAAAAGCAUCCCUCCUGGUUCAACUCUUCUUGAGCAUGUCUUUUCCACACCUGCUACAAUGAUCAUAAAAUGUGUUUUUUGUAAGAGCGAGCACACGAGACCAGGAGCAACCUCGUCUGUAGAUCUAAUAUACCCGCCAGCACCACUUAAAUUAUACAACCGGAAUGGUAAGACACCAAUGCCAAAAAGAUCACUCAGCGAGAUUCUAAAAGCGAGUAUUGAACGCGAAACGACAAACCGCGGAUGGUGUAUGAAUUGUAAAAAAUAUCAAUCAUUACAAACGAAAAAGACCAUCCAUUCCUCACCACAUAUUCUUAUGCUCAAUGCAUGUAUUUCUACUCCUGAAUCAAAACAUUUUUGGGAGACACCUGGUUGUUUACCUGAAGAGAUAGGAAUCAUUAUUAGCCAAGGACAAAUAUUUUGUUAUCAAGGCGAGGAUUUGAGACUUCAUAUCCAACGUGGUGCACACAACAUUACUGUUUAUUCUUUAGUAGGUCUCGCUGCGGAUAUUGAUAUCGGGCAACAUGAAAAACCUCAUUUGGUGUCUUUAAUAAAUGUUUCUCAUUCUGCGCCAAUUGCACCAGCGGAAAGUCGAUGGUUUCUCUUUAAUGAUUUCCUAGUUACCCCGAUGCCAAAAGAAGACGCUCUAUCUUUUAGCUCCAGUUGGAAACUUCCAUCCGUCAUCACUUAUCAGGUGAAAGAUGAAAAUAAUAGGGUUGACAACUCAUGGAAGCAAAAUUUAGACACUUCCCUAUUAUUUGCUAAUGAAAAUACGCGUGUCAUCGACAAAACCCACAAGCCCCUCUCCAAUCGUGAAAGACCGACCGAAGGAACCCUCAUAGCCCUUGACACUGAAUUCGUCUCCAUUCGUCAGCCCGAAAUUGAAGUAAACUCCGAAGGCGAACGACAAACUAUCCGGCCCAUCGCACAUGCUCUAGCCCGUGUCUCUGUCGUCCGAGGCUCUGGUGAUAACGAAGGGUUCCCGUUCAUUGAUGACUAUAUCAAUUGCAAAGAUACCAUUGUCGACUAUCUCACAUCUUAUUCGGGCAUCAAUCCGGGUGAUCUCGACCCACGUCAGUCGAAACAUAAUCUUGUUUCCCUCAAAAUUGCUUACAAGAAACUCUGGAUUCUAUUAAACCUUGGAUGUAAAUUCGUGGGCCAUGGGCUCAAAACAGACUUUAGAGUCAUUAAUAUACAGAUACCAAAAUCCCACGUGAUUGACACGGCGGAUCUUUUCUUUAUACCGGCAAAACAGAGGAAGUUGGGAUUAGCUUUUUUGGCAUGGUAUCUGUUCAGGGAAGACAUUCAAAUCGAGACGCAUGAUAGUAUUGAAGAUGCGAGGACAGCGCUGAGACUGUGGAGGAAGUGGGAGGAAUGGAUUGCGAGUGAGGAACUUGGAGGGGCGCUGAUGGAGGAUUUAUUGAUUGAGGUUUAUAAGGCGGGGCAGGCGAGCAAUUUUAGACCGCCGGGGUUUAAUGCUAGGAAAGAAAGGGAGAGGGAGAGGGAAAGAGAGGGGAAGGAUAUCAGCAGGGCUAAUACACCGCCUGGGAGUAAUGAGGAUGGUGGUGUAAGUUUGAAGGGACCGAGUACCCCGGUUCGCAAACCAUUGAGAGUGUUGCCCUUUGGAUCGGGAGGGAGUGGGAGUGCGAAUGGGAGUGGACUAUCAAGCUUUGGUGGAGGUGGAGGUGGGUGGACACCGGGGAAAGGGAGCCCAUUACGGUGA
Sclerotinia borealis F-4128 is the source of this 3528-nucleotide messenger RNA. The record is from the annotation of a GenBank genome assembly. NCBI's taxonomy places the organism in Eukaryota, Fungi, Ascomycota, Leotiomycetes, Helotiales, Sclerotiniaceae.